GGGAACCACUCCAACCCAUCAGCCUUUGUUGUCGGCGUCGUGUACCCAUGACGCGACUGUAGUGGCACCAUUGUGUCGAGCACCUCCUAGUCUCUCGUCUUUGUGCCGCCUCAAUCAUUUUUCGCCGCUACUGCCACUGCGACUGCCACCAUACUUCUAUGCCGUUAUCUUCUCGAUUAGCGUUGCCAUAAUCCGCUGCACUCCGACACACACACACCACCUUAUUUUGCACCCCUAACUCACCCCCAAGCACCCACACUCACUCUCUUUUCCUAUCUUAGAAAGCUUGGCCUUUGGUUUCGAAAAACCCUAGCCGCCACCAUCACCUCGCCUCCGAUGUUGCAUGAUCACCGUCUCUCUGCCUACUUCAAUGUUCCUCUCUUGGGUCCACCUCUGUUCCUCCCCCCCCUCUCUCUCUCCUUUUCCUUAGCCACGGUCACAUCAAAAGCACACCGCCAACCGCCAACCACCAACCACAGUUAAGACGGAAGCAACAUAUUGCAAUAGUGGAGCAACCAUCGGCUCACGCUCAAACAAUCAGCCACCGAGAGAAACAACUGAGCAUUGUGAAGUUGAACCCCGAGUUCAUCUCACCAGACCAUAAAUCAGCCCUUUUUGCCGUCAACCAUUGCACGGAGGUCUGUGGUGAUGCUGCGAGGAACACUAGCUAUAUAAUAAGUCUUCAAUUCAUUCAAUUUAUUGGUGAGUCACUUGUGCUGGGUUCUUCGUGGAAAGCUGAAGCUCAAGGGCCCGAACUCAGGGGGGAAGUAAGAUCCGGCCGGGCCAAUUGAGCUAAGUGGGCCCCGGUAGUUACACAAGACUCUCCCCAUGUACCUGACCUGACUUCAUCCCUAUCCUAAACAACUAAACAAUGGCGUCGUGUAAAUUUCUAAAACCCUAAAACUCUACAAUUUGGACUUGGCUUCCUCUUCUGCAAAUCUCCUCUGCUUCUACUUCUAGCAAUCAGGAUGCUCUCUCGUCUUCUCCCCAAAGCCUCACAUUUCCGUCUCCUAACUUUAAUUUCCUCCAAAUCCCAUCCUUAUCUCCCCAACCCUCAUUUUCCCCCAAACCCUCACUUCUCUCCCCUCCUCAAAUUCUUUUCCGAUCACAGCAAUAGCAACAAUGGCAAAUUCGACCAAUCCGCAUCUACUCCAUGGAAUCUUUCACGCGAUAGUGAUGGUAAGCUUGACCAAUUCUUUGCCCAAGACUCUGGACACUCUCCCGCCAGUGAGGACGAUCACUCAUGGUUGAGAGCGAGUGAGGAGAAGACGAAUGCCGAGGAGGAGUGGACCACUGCUGAGGGUUAUAAGCCCUGGAGCUUCAUGGAGGAGGAGAGCAGGGACGAUGUGUUUGGUCUAAAGGGGGAGGGUGUGCAGGAGGAGCUCGGUGACACUAAGGCUGAGAGUUCUAGUUUUGAUGAUGGUGCGGAUGGGGACCGGCGUGAGGAGGCUAUGAGGCUUGAGAGGGAGGAGCAGGAGCUCAGUGCUAUACUCAAAGGUCCAAAUCGUGCAUUUGGUGACCUUAUUGCUGCAUCUGGAAUCACUGAUGAAAUGCUGGACAGUUUGAUUGCACUGAAGGAUUUUGCAGGGAUUGAGGGACUGCCGCCUUUAAGUGAAAUAGAGGAAAUGCGUUAUGAGAAAAAUACAAGAAAAAUCACAAGAGCUGAAAUUGAGCGCCAGAAGCAGGAGGAAGUUGCCAGAGCAAGAGUGAGACAAGUAGACGAGAAGGGAAGAGCCUAUGGAACUGGGAGAAGGAAAUGCAGUAUAGCCCGUGUCUGGAUUGAACCUGGUGAUGGAAAAUUUGUAGUUAAUGAUAAACAAUUUGAUGUCUAUUUUCCCAUGCUUGAUCAUCGUGCUGCUCUCCUGCGACCUUUUUCCGAGACAAAGACCUUGGGCCUUUGGGAUGUCAAAUGUACUGUGAAAGGAGGUGGUGUCUCAGGCCAAGUUGGAGCAGUUCGAUUGGGGAUCAGUAGGGCCUUGCAAAAUUGGGAACCAGAUAUGCGUCCUGCACUCAGAGCUGCCGGUUUUUUGACGAGGGACUCACGUGUGGUGGAAAGGAAAAAACCAGGCAAAGCAAAAGCAAGAAAGAGCUUCCAAUGGGUCAAGCGAUAAUUAUUUGCCGGUAUGGGGAGCUUUUGGUUCUAUGCAGGACCUGUUUUAUACAUGGAACUUCAAUUUUGCCGCAUGAUGACAAUAACUUUCUGAGAUCUGUUGUUUGGCUCUUUAUCUUUGUUUAU
Messenger RNA from Juglans microcarpa x Juglans regia, 2236 nucleotides. Its product is annotated as 30S ribosomal protein S9, mitochondrial. The coding region runs from base 969 to 2111 and encodes 380 amino acids. Gene Ontology annotation, cellular component: ribosome; cytosolic small ribosomal subunit. Lineage: Eukaryota; Viridiplantae; Streptophyta; Magnoliopsida; Fagales; Juglandaceae. Gene Ontology annotation, biological process: translation. The transcript has 6 exons. The record is from RefSeq and is a predicted model, not a curated record. Gene Ontology annotation, molecular function: structural constituent of ribosome; RNA binding.